Botrytis byssoidea is the source of this 906-nucleotide messenger RNA. RefSeq lists its product as uncharacterized. The coding region runs from base 1 to 906 and encodes 301 amino acids. Lineage: Eukaryota; Fungi; Ascomycota; Leotiomycetes; Helotiales; Sclerotiniaceae. Gene Ontology annotation, biological process: secondary metabolite biosynthetic process; fatty acid biosynthetic process. Gene Ontology annotation, molecular function: fatty acid synthase activity. The record is from RefSeq and is a predicted model, not a curated record. The transcript is spliced from 2 exons.
AUGAAAGUUGAUACUCGGGUCCAUAGGGGAGGUCAUCGGCGAAUUGUUCCCAGUAACUCCGAAGGCAAAUGCUAUGCAUGGGAUGACAGAGCAACUUGUUAUGGCCGAGGACAAGGCGUUGCGACAAUAGUAUUAAAACGCCUCGACGCUGCGUUGAAAGAUGUAGAUUUCGUCCAUGCAGCGAUUCGACACUUGGGAUCUGGUCAGGACGGGAAAAACAGCUCUGCUUAUAUGGAAGCACAACUGAAACUCAUAAAAGAAUGCUACAACCGCGCAAGCCUUGAUGUAACAGAGACUGGUUAUGUUGAAGCCCACAUGACGGGUAUUCCCACCGGAGAUCUGAUCGAGGUGGAGGCUCUUGCGCGUACGUUUGGUAAGUCUAGAAAAGCAGAUGAUCCAGUCAUUGUUGGCUCAGUAAAAAUCAAUUUCGGGUGCACUGAACCGGUCAUUGCUGCCAUCAUCAAGACUACAUUCAUCCUUCGACACGGUCUUAUUCCACCUAACCUAAACUACAAGAACACAACCCAAAGAUCCCCAUCAAGGAUUGGAAAUUACAGCUUAGCGCUCUCAACACAAUUCUUGCAGCUGUUACUUAGAGAUAAACCUAUGCGAGCUUCCAUCAACAACUUUGGAUAUGGUGACUCAAACACUCAUCUCUUCAUGGAGCGCGCUCCUAGCAGUCGACUUCAAGACGUGAGUCGCAACGGAAUCUCUAGAAACCCUGUCGCAAGUCGUAUCUACAUUGUCAGUUCCAAAGAUUCGAUGGUCAAUCAAGACGCAAGUAAAAGACUGGCAGCUUGUAUCCACGACUCGAUAUCGAAUAGCAAAGAGUUAUCACCAGCAGACCUUGCGUAUAAUUUAGCGAAACGAAAAUCUCGCUUCUCGCGUGCAGUGGAGAUUAUGUAA